CAGGGGGCGGGCGAGAGCAGGAGUCGGCCGUGCGCGCGGGGCGGGGCGCGGCGACGCCGGCGCCGGCAGGUCCCGUGACAGCGCCCCGCCCCAGCCGCCGGCAUGCAGCGCCCCCCGGUGCUCGUCACUUCCAGGCGAGUGCAGAAUGUCCACACGGGCCUGGACCUGGCCGUGCCGCAGCACCAGGAGGUGCGGGGCAAGAUGAUGUCCGGCCACGUGGAGUACCAGAUCCUGGUGGUCACCCGGCUGGCUGCCUUCAAGUCGGCCAAGCACAGGCCCGAGGAUGUGGUCCAGUUCUUGGUCUCCAAGAAGUACAGCGAGAUCGAGGAGUUCUACCAGAAGCUGAGCGGCCGUUACCCAGCGGCCAGCCUGCCCCCGCUCCCCAGGAAGGUCCUGUUCGUCGGGGAGUCCGACAUCCGGGAAAGGAGAGCCGUGUUCCACGAGAUCCUGCGCUGUGUCUCCCAGAACGCGGAGCUGGCCGCCAGCCCAGAGCUGCUGGAAUUCUUAGGCACCAGCUCCCCGGGGGUGGCAGACCCCAGCAGCAGAGGUGUCUCUGUCCUGGACACAGGCGGCCAGGCCGGGGACGAUGGGGAGGCUUUCGACUUCUUCCAGCAGCAGGAAGGCGCGGAGCGGCCGCCCACCCCCCACCAGGAAGAGGACGCAGGGAAGUCCUCGGAAGAGGAGGAGGCACUGGACCCUCUGGGCAUCAUGCGCUCCAAGAAGCCAAAAAAAUGCCCCAAAGUAGCUGCGAAGCCCAGACCCUCGCCACGGCUCACCCUCUUUGACGAGGAGGUGGACCCCGAUGCAGGGCUCUUCAGCCCAAGCAGGAAGCUCUCCGCCGGGGGCUCCGCGGAGGACGCACGCCCCAGGGACCCCCUGAAGUUGUUUGACGAUCCUGACCUCGGUGGGGCCGUCUCCCUGGGUGACCCCUUACUGCUGCCGGCAGCACCUGCGAGUGGAGGGCCCGCGCCUCGCCUGGGCUACGGAGAGGCCGCCGAGGAGCUGUUCAGAGUUGAAGAGGACUUGGACCAGAUUCUGAACCUGGGGGCGGAGACCAAACCCCAGCCCCCGCCUAAGCCCAAACCACCUGUGGCAGCUAAGCCAGCGCCACCCAGAAAGCCCGCUGCUCCCCCCAGAGCGGGCCCGUCCGAGGCCGCGGCCAGGCCGCCACCGCUGCCGCCACAGAUCCAGGCCAUGGACGAGAUGGACAUCCUGCAGUACAUCCGGGACCAGGACGCGCCCGGCCAGGCCGCCCCCAGCCUCUUCUGACCCUCCCUGCCCUGUGCUGGCCCAGGCCGGCAGCCCCUCCCCUGUGCGGAGGUGGGGACGGUGCCUUGCAGGCCUGGACCUCUUAGAAGUGCCGGGGGGUGGGGAGGGUGGAAGCCGGGGUCACAGGACCCCUGUCCUAUCUGUGCCUUUUUCUCUGGCCGGUGGGGUCACGGGCCCCUGCGGGGUACAGAGCAGGGAUCCCCAGAGGAAUUGAGCCCAGUUGCCUCAGCCCCAGCAUGUGGAGGGGGAGCUGGUGGGGAUCCUGGCUAACGGGAGCCUGGCCCCAGGAUGGACUGGGACGGGGAGCCCAGGGCGGCUCAUGCAGGGCAGGAGACUGUGUCCCCUUGUGCCCACCGGCUCUGCCUCCUCAGCACAGGAUGGAGGGCCAGCCACCCUGGGUGGGGCUGGGGGCAGCAUGGCUCCUGGGCCGGUGGCUCCGGGAGGGUCCCCCAGGAGAGGGAUGUUGAGGGGUGCCUGGGGAAGCCUGGCUGGCUGGGGCGUCCCUGAGUCGCCUCUGGUUCCCAGGUACUGAUCAGGGUGCUUUCCUGUGUCCAGUUUAGAGAGAUCAGGCCAGCCCUCCUGGGGUGUGGGUGCCCAGCAAGCCCAGGUCUUCCUCUCUUCCUUUCCCAGGGGAGACCUGGCCAGACAGACCCUGGCCCCCAGGGCCUCUGGCCAUAGAGCCGGGGCCAGCCCGCAGCUCUGAGCUGCGAUCCCCGCGCCUGCAGGGCUCGGCCGGCCUGGGCCUGGCGUGCGCCUCCUGUGCCGAGUGGGCUUCGGCAGGUGCUGCCCGGCCGCCCUGCCCUCCCGGGGGGAGGAGCCUUGUGCAGGGCAGGGCCAGUGCCUUAGACUCCUCCCGGACCCCUCGCCCCGCACGGCGGCUCAGGAACCCCCCGUGAAUGAAUGUUUAAUGAGCAAAGAAUACCUUUUCGUGAUCGAGUCUUCACGUUCGGACCCAGUUUUCAUGAAACAGGUGUUUUGUGAAAUGCAACCACUCUUGUCCCUUGGCUCGUCCGGCCUGGCGGAGGCUUUGGAAGAGGGGGUGAGACCAGGACCCCAGACCUUUCCUGUUUGGGGCCAGCAGACAACCCUGAGGGAGGACCCCUGUCCGAGCCGGGGGCUGGCUGCCAUCAGAGCCUCCAGUCCCCUGCCCCUGCACCGGGACCCAGGGCCGUGGGAGCUCUCCGUCUGACCUGUUGUGCGUCGCACUCGCCCAUCAGCUGUCCAGUCCUGGACAGGCUGUCCCUACCCUCCACCUGCGCCAGAGGGAGAGGAAAUGGGCAGGGCUGGGGGCUGGGAGCUGGAUUCCCCCUCCUCUUUGCCUUACCCAGCUCCCAGGGCCCCGUCUCCUGGCCCUGAGCGGCUUUGGGGCAGCCUCAGGCCUGUGUGCCACUCCCGUUCACUGCCAGGCCUUCCCACCCUGCCCAGCCCUGCCCACUCCCUUGCUGAAGGCAGGGGGAAUGGCGUGAUGGGGGGGGGGAGGGGGGCAGUUCUGCCUGGGCUCCUACCUGCCCAGUUCUCAACUCUGAACCCCAUACCAGCGCCCUGCCCCUCCCUGUCUGCCCCCCCCCCACACACACCCCUCCCACUGACCCGUGCGGGGCUGGCCCUCUGGGGGUCACAGACAGAACCUGCCGCUCAGGGGUGAGUUCCUCGGCUGCAACCCGGCCUCCUCGGCGCCCUGGUGCUCGCCCGGCAUCUCUGUUGACCUGCGGGUGAGCCAGUGACGCCAGUUCUACAAUAAAGCCUGUCGUGACUCCUUCCA
Myotis daubentonii (Daubenton's bat) is the source of this 3031-nucleotide messenger RNA. It is a transcript of the gene HS1BP3, whose product is annotated as HCLS1 binding protein 3. Gene Ontology annotation, molecular function: phosphatidylinositol binding. Lineage: Eukaryota; Metazoa; Chordata; Mammalia; Chiroptera; Vespertilionidae. The record is from RefSeq and is a predicted model, not a curated record.